Brenthis ino (lesser marbled fritillary) is the source of this 1368-nucleotide messenger RNA. The record is from the annotation of a GenBank genome assembly. Lineage: Eukaryota; Metazoa; Arthropoda; Insecta; Lepidoptera; Nymphalidae.
AUGAAAAUUGAAGAAGUAAAAAGUACUGCGAAGACUCAAAGAAUAUCUGCGCAUAGCCACAUAAAAGGUUUGGGAUUAGAUGAAAAUGGAGUACCGAUUCAGAUGGCAGCCGGUCUCGUGGGUCAAGAAGCAGCAAGAGAGGCAGCCGGCAUUGUGGUUGAUAUGAUAAGAAGUAAAAAGAUGGCUGGUCGAGCAUUAUUACUUGCUGGCCCUCCAGGCACUGGAAAGACUGCAAUAGCACUAGCUAUUGCUCAAGAACUUGGCAAUAAGGUACCAUUCUGCCCAAUGGUAGGCAGUGAAGUGUAUAGUACAGAGAUUAAAAAAACUGAAGUUCUAAUGGAAAACUUCCGCCGUGCUAUUGGCUUACGUAUUAGAGAAACCAAAGAAGUCUAUGAAGGGGAAGUAACAGAACUGACCCCAGUUGAAACUGAGAACCCAGCUGGAGGAUAUGGAAAAACUGUUUCUCAUGUAAUUAUUGGGUUGAAGACUGCUAAAGGUACCAAGCAGCUGAAACUUGACCCUACUAUUUACGAAUCACUUCAAAAAGAAAAAGUUGAAGUAGGUGAUGUUAUUUACAUAGAAGCUAAUUCUGGUGCUGUGAAAAGACAAGGAAGAAGUGACACUUUUGCAACUGAAUUCGAUUUAGAGGCAGAGGAAUAUGUACCUUUACCUAAAGGUGAUGUGCAUAAAAAAAAAGAGGUGGUUCAAGAUGUAACUCUACAUGAUUUAGAUUGUGCAAAUGCCAGGCCACAGGGGGGACACGACAUAAUGUCUAUGAUGGGCCAGUUAAUGAAGCCAAAGAAAACUGAGAUAACUGAUAAACUAAGAAAGGAAAUCAAUAAGGUAGUCAAUAAAUAUAUUGAUCAAGGAAUAGCAGAAUUAGUUCCAGGAGUGUUAUUUAUCGAUGAGGUUCAUAUGCUUGAUAUAGAAACUUUUACAUAUUUACACCGUGCCUUAGAGUCUGCAAUUGCGCCUAUAGUCAUUUUCGCAACCAACAGAGGGCGAUGCCUAAUACGAGGGACAGAGGAUAUUAUUUCACCACAUGGCAUUCCAUUGGACUUACUAGAUAGGCUUUUAAUUAUUCGUACAUUGCCUUACAAUAAAGCUGAACUUUUACAGAUAUUAAAACUGCGCGCAACAACAGAAGGUAUAUCUAUUGAUGAUGAAGCCUUAACUGCGCUCUCCGAGGUCGGCGCAAAUAGUACACUCAGGUACGCCGCCCAGCUGCUGACGCCGGCGGCGCUGACAGCGCGCGCAGAGGGAGCGCAGCGCAUCUCCCCGCAGCACAUCCGCGCGGUGCACACGCUCUUCCUCGACGCCAAGUCCUCCGCCCGCAUACUUACACAACACUCGGAUAAAUAUAUGAAG